AUGCAACAACUAAUCAAGAAAGCCAGUGAAAAGUUUUCUGCAGCUUGUAGACCUGAAAUCUACACGGAUAAAGGGACGGCGGGCGGCGGCGCUCUGGUCCAGACGAUAUAUUCGGAGGAGGACGUACUUGAUUUGGUCGUGUGCAGUCAUGUGCCGCCUAUCUCUCGAACACAAACACAGUGGGAAAGGUGUGACGAAGCAUGGGGCAGGCGGCAGUGGCCGCCGGCUGGGGAGAAGACUCGCGCAGUGCAGCUCCGGACGUGUUGUGUUUGUGAGAGGUACACGAACGCAAGGGCGUGGUCGUCGGGAGCAACGGCGCGGCGAAACUUUGCUCCAUUUGCUCUCGAUUCUCCCCCUCCCCCUACUAUGCUCCACACUCUCUCGCCUCCACCUCCGCCUCCGCCACCUUAUCUCGCGAGAGCUCACGCACACUGCUACUUUACGCUAUGAGGAAAGAAACACAAGCAGCACUUCCUCUUUAGCUUUAUUUUGCUUGAUUAUUUUCUAGCGAGAAUUCUCCAGAGAGACAGGGAGGGA
Ceratosolen solmsi marchali is the source of this 537-nucleotide messenger RNA. RefSeq lists its product as uncharacterized. The record is from RefSeq and is a predicted model, not a curated record. The coding region runs from base 1 to 450 and encodes 149 amino acids. Lineage: Eukaryota; Metazoa; Arthropoda; Insecta; Hymenoptera; Agaonidae. The transcript is spliced from 3 exons.